Messenger RNA from Cuculus canorus (common cuckoo), 1890 nucleotides. RefSeq names its product mixed lineage kinase domain like pseudokinase (gene MLKL). The transcript has 11 exons. Gene Ontology annotation, biological process: cell surface receptor signaling pathway; protein phosphorylation. The record is from RefSeq and is a predicted model, not a curated record. Bases 289 to 1746 code for a protein of 485 amino acids. Gene Ontology annotation, molecular function: ATP binding; protein kinase activity. Lineage: Eukaryota; Metazoa; Chordata; Aves; Cuculiformes; Cuculidae.
CCACGCUGCCCCUGCCAUGCCUCCCAGUCUGUAGGGGCAGCCGAGCCAGCUGCGAGCGGAGCGGGACAAGGGAGACCAAGCUGAUUUCUCUUGGGGAGGAAACGAGCUUCUUUCCUGGGAGACAUGCUGGAGAGAACCUGAAGAGGAAGGGAGAGUGGCUGCAGCUUGUUUCUGGGGUGGAAGGCGUGGAACGGAGGCAUCUGACUGAUCUCUGAUCGCUGCCCGAGGCUCACCUCCUCCAGACACCACCGGCCCACGUCCCUGCUGGCGAAGCUCUUCGCUGCAAGCAUGGACAUCGUGGAGACGGUCUUCUCUGUGGCCCAGGCCAUCCACACUCAAUUUGAGCAGGUGAAGUGUUGUAAGCAUCAGUGCCAGCGCCUAGUAGAGCGCAUCCAGAUCCUGCUGGAGCCCGUGAGGAUCCUCCAGGCUCAGCCGUCAAAGCACAUCUCCCACCACGAAGAGGAACUGUUGAAGAAGCUGCUCCAGGCGCUGUGGGAAGCCCAGAAACUGGUGACGAAAUACAGCCAGACUAGCUGGAUCCAGAAGCUCCUGAGAGCCCACAGCACCAGCGAGGAGUUUGUCUGGGUGAACGAGAGCCUGGAGGACGUUGCCCAGGGGCUGUCGCUCGUGCUGCAGGCAGAGCAGAAGCAGGUUUUCCUUGAGGCUUUCCAUGAAAAGACCUGUCGCAGGCAGGAUGCUGAGGACUGGAAAGAUGACAGGGCUUUCUUGGACCAGGUGAUCUCAAGUACUGAGGAGCCUGAAGCCAUGCCUCAGGAGAUCUACAUCAACAGGCAAUGUAUGGAGAGCAAGGUAGACUGGAUGCAAAGUGAGAUGAACAAAAUCAUGCGUGUGAUGGACUGCUUGAAGAAGGUCAAUGUUGGUAAAAGAGAAGACAUCACUGAGAUUGAUCGGGACCAGCUCACCUUCUACAGACACCUGCAGGACACCGAGAGCUAUGACCUCUACGAGGGCGAGUACCUCAAAUACCCUGUUGCCAUCAAAACCUUCAAGAGACCGCUGACCACAGACCCAGCGAAGGUGAGAGACAUCUUUGAGAAGGAGAUUCAGACCCUGAAGAAGUUCGAGUCUCCAAACAUCCUACGCAUGUACGGGAUCUGCAUUGAGGAGAAAGAUGGGAGCCCCUGCUUCUCCAUAGUCAUGGAGUACUGCAAGCAUGGGACGCUGCGGGAUGUGCUCACCAAGCAACGGCAUCUGUCCUGGGAGAUCCGCAUUCGGAUGGCCCUGGGAGCUGCCAGAGGCCUUUACAGGUUGCACCAGACGGGGGAGAAGUCCCGGCUUCACGGCUGCAUCUGCAGUAGCAAGUUCCUGGUGGCUGGGGAUUACUGCGUGAAGCUGUCGGGAUUUGAGCUGUGUGAAACAGAGUCAUCCAUCAAGAGGAGAGUCAAGAAGAACUGGAAGCAAGUCUCUAUGUUGGCUUAUGUUGCACCUGAGAACCUGAAAGACAACAAUGACCCCUACAAGAGACCCUGUGAAAUAUACAGCUUCGGAGUCGUGCUGUGGGAGAUUGCGACUUCCAAAAUCCCAUUUGAAGGCUGCACACCCCAGGAGAUCACAGAGAAGGUCUGCAGGCACCAUCACCAGGAUCCUGUUGGGGAAGAUUGUCCUGCAGAUCUGCGGGAGGUCAUUGACCAGUGCCGAGCCUGUGACCCUUCUCAACGCCCUUCUGCCGAGGAGAUUGUGGACUCACUGGCUGAGCUGGAGAAAAACAGAAACCAGGGAAGUUAACUGCAUGAAACCGGCUCAGGGGACCAAAAGCAGCCGUGUGCCUUGGAAAGCAAGGGAACGCAGCGGGCCUUCGUCCUACAAGUCACAGCAUGCCACCACUCUGCUUCCCUGCAGAGACUGAGCCUUCAAUACACGUCUACUUGU